CACGUGGGCGUUCCUUCAGUGGUCGGUGAGAGCCAAUCAGAUACGUCCAGGUCACAGGCCGGUUUCGGAGCGCGAGACAAGAUGGCGGCUGCGAGGAACGGAAAGAGCGGACUCUUGGAGAAAUGGAGGAUCGAUGAGAAACCAGUGAAAAUAGAUAAAUGGGACGGAGCGGCUGUGAAGAACUCGCUGGACGAUGCUGCAAAGAAGGUGCUGCUGGAGAAGUACGGGUACGUGGAGAACUUCGGGCUGGUGGACGGCCGGCUGGUCAUCUGCACCGUCUCCUGUCUGUUCGCCAUGCUGGCUCUGGUCUGGGACUUCCUGCACCCGUUCCCCGAGUCCAGACCGGUCCUGGCCUGCUGCGUCAUCUCGUACUUCAUCAUGAUGGGGGUCCUGACCCUCUACACCUCCUACAAGGAGAAGAACAUCUUCCUGGUGUCUCUGCAGAAGGAUCCUUCUGGACUGGAUCCGGAUCACAUGUGGCAGCUCUCCUCCUCCCUCAAACGGUUUGAUGACCAGUACUCUCUCAGAGUUUCCUUCUCCGAUGGGAAGUGGAGGAACUUCCGUGAAGCCGAGUUCACGAAGUCGGUGUCGACGUUCUUCGAUGACAACGGGACUUUGUCCAUGGACCAGUUUGAGAAGAGCGUCUCUAGACUGCACGACACACUGGCCUCGGACAAGAAGACCCAGUGACGGGGCAGUACACGACUCAUUUUAGACUCCACCUCCAUAACUUCUGUCCUCUUAAAUCACAACAAACCCUUCAGACCGGAUGUUUUACACCAAUCGCAUUGUGACAUCACUGGUGGGUGGAGCCGACUCAGCUGUGGGGUCACCAGGAGGAAAGAAGCCGCCUGAUUGGUCCCAGCGGGUUCUUGAAGCAACAAGAGAAACUAAACCGAUGAUUAGUGUCGUUAGCAUCUGUGAUGUGAUGCCUUACAACAGGAAGUGGAACCUUUACUUUGAAGGUUGAACUUGUUAUUGCUCUGUAAAGUCUGUGGGUGGAAACUAUUAAAGAAGGAGAUUGUUACAGAAA
Cyclopterus lumpus (lumpfish) is the source of this 1033-nucleotide messenger RNA. RefSeq names its product signal peptidase complex subunit 2 (gene spcs2). Gene Ontology annotation, cellular component: signal peptidase complex; membrane. Gene Ontology annotation, biological process: protein targeting to ER. Bases 82 to 690 code for a protein of 202 amino acids. NCBI's taxonomy places the organism in Eukaryota, Metazoa, Chordata, Actinopteri, Perciformes, Cyclopteridae. The record is from RefSeq and is a predicted model, not a curated record. The transcript is spliced from 6 exons.